AUGUCAGCAGGAAUCCCGUCGACGCCGCCCGUCCACGAUGCGAAGCGCAAACCGCGACGGUUCGCGCCGUUAGAUCCAAAUGCGAAGCACGGCCAGGAUCUGCCGAAGUUGAAGGGCAUUGUGUUUGAUGUUGAUGGGACGUUAUGCCUGCCGCAGAACUACAUGUUCAAAGAGAUGCGCGCGGCACUGGGCAUUCCCAGAUCCGUCGACAUUCUCGACCACAUCCGAUCUCUGUCCAACGAACCAGAUACGUCAGAGCAGUCUACAGAUGGAAAAGGAGAAAAGCCGCCUUCUUCACCCGCCAACCCAUCCGAGCCACCAUCGGAGGAAAUCCUGGCUCAUAGCACGGACGAGCCGGAUCCUCCCCCAAUCUCACCACAAGCACGUGCCGUGGCCAAAAUCCGCGAUAUUGAACGACAUGCCAUGACAUCCCAGCGUCCUCAGCCAGGCCUAAAAGAGUUGAUGGCUUACCUCAGCCGCCGCGGGAUUCGUAAAGCCCUGUGCACCAGGAACUUCCCGACUCCCGUGCAUCACUUACUGGACACUCACCUACCAGGCGAGCAUUUCGACCCCAUCAUCACGCGCGAGACAGAAGGGAUCAAACCCAAACCCAGCCCCGAGGGUAUCUGGCAAAUAGCUCAGGCUUGGGGUCUGGAUCGAGAUGUCGAUGCUAGUCCCGAGGAUCUGGCUGCCACAGUCACCGAAGACGGGGAGCUAGACCCGCUGGAACUGGCGCGCCAUGUCCUCGGAUCCGGUCUUAUCAUGGUGGGCGACAGCAUAGACGAUAUGGCGGCCGGCCGGAGAGCUGGCGCCGCCACCGUGCUGUUGGUCAAUGACGAGAAUGAGCACUUGGCAAACCAUGAGUAUUCAGGGCUGUGUAUAAGACGGCUUGAUGAGCUGAUAGACAUAUUAGAGAAGGGAUUUGCAGAGACAAAAUAA
Exophiala dermatitidis NIH/UT8656 is the source of this 939-nucleotide messenger RNA. RefSeq names its product phosphoglycolate phosphatase. The transcript has 2 exons. The record is from RefSeq and is a predicted model, not a curated record. Bases 1 to 939 code for a protein of 312 amino acids. NCBI's taxonomy places the organism in Eukaryota, Fungi, Ascomycota, Eurotiomycetes, Chaetothyriales, Herpotrichiellaceae.